AUGUGGGAAGCUCAAUCCGAUUGGUACUCCCCAACUCGCCUGAACAUGAGCCCAAAUACCCAGUACGAAUUUCCGGGUGAUCGGUUCAUACCCAAUAGGAGUUUGAUGGAUCUUGAUCAAGCCCAGAGCUUAUUGACGGACCGAACUAUACCGAAUCAGAACUCGAAUUUCAAUGAGGCAUACAGAAAGAUAUUGCAGGAUCAACUGACUCUGGAUUCAGAAGGGAACCCUUUUAAGAUGUUGGUUUUUAGGGGAAGUCCAAAAUCUAAUAGAAAACCGAUUCGUUGUGUUGAUGAGAUACGCUGGAGUGAUGAAUUUGAUAGUAAUGUCAGACCUAUUCAGCUUCGGAGUUUACCAAAGGGAGAAAGUAGAAUUCUGGAUGCACCAAACAUGAGAAAUGACUUCUACAUGAACAUCAUGGACUGGGGCAAGAACAAUGUUCUUGCAGUCGCUUUGGGCCUCGAUUUAUACCUCUGGAACUCGGACACAGCAAAUGUACGUAACCUGUUUCAUGUCAAUGAGAAUGAUCACCCUACAAGUUUAUCAUGGUCUCAAGAUGCCAAAUAUUUGGCAGUUGGAUAUCAGGGCUCAAAAAUCCAACUGUGGGAUGCUGAGGCUUCGAAGCUGGUUAGAAGUCUAAAAGGCCAUCAUAGAAGGGUAGCGACUAUUGCAUGGAAUGGUAACACAUUAACAUCAGGCAGUCGAGACCGGUCCAUUAUUAACCAUGAUGUCAGAGCAAGAAACAAUGUGACUUGCCAUUUACGUGCACACUCUCAAGAAGUCUGUGGCUUGAAAUGGUCGGAAACAGGCAAUUUAUUGGCAAGCGGUGGCAAUGAAAACCUCUUGUACAUUUGGGAAUCCUCAAAGAUGAACUCAUCGAAAUACUUGUAUCGUUUCAAAGACCAUUGUGCCGCAGUGAAGGCACUUGCUUGGUGUCCUUAUCAGUCUAGUGUACUCGCCUCUGGAGGAGGCACUGAAGAUGGGUGCAUUAAGUUAUGGAAUACGCAAAAGGGGACCUGUAUCAACACCAUUGAUACCAACUCUCAGGUCUGUGGAUUGGAGUGGAACAUGCAUCACAAAGAGAUAUUGAGUGGCCACGGUUAUAGUCCGAGCGAGCACAUCAAGAAUCAGCUAUGCCUCUGGAGAUAUCCUUCCAUGGAAAAAGUGGGGUACUUGAAACGCCACACCUCCAGAGUCCUUCAGCUUUCUCAGAGCCCUGAUGGGUUAACUGUAGUAUCAGCUGUUGCAGACGGGACUCUUCGGUUUUGGGAUAUAUUUGGACCCCCUUGUGCUGACAAUUUAAGGCUCUCAGCUCUGGAUAGUUUUUUGUCUAAUAAAACUUCUUUAAUAAGAUGA
Fragaria vesca subsp. vesca is the source of this 1356-nucleotide messenger RNA. RefSeq names its product anaphase-promoting complex subunit cdc20-like. Gene Ontology annotation, biological process: anaphase-promoting complex-dependent catabolic process; positive regulation of ubiquitin protein ligase activity; positive regulation of anaphase-promoting complex-dependent catabolic process. NCBI's taxonomy places the organism in Eukaryota, Viridiplantae, Streptophyta, Magnoliopsida, Rosales, Rosaceae. The coding region runs from base 1 to 1356 and encodes 451 amino acids. Gene Ontology annotation, molecular function: protein binding; anaphase-promoting complex binding; ubiquitin ligase activator activity. The record is from RefSeq and is a predicted model, not a curated record. Gene Ontology annotation, cellular component: anaphase-promoting complex. The transcript is spliced from 8 exons.